Mercenaria mercenaria is the source of this 2325-nucleotide messenger RNA. RefSeq names its product calcium-binding and coiled-coil domain-containing protein 2-like. NCBI's taxonomy places the organism in Eukaryota, Metazoa, Mollusca, Bivalvia, Venerida, Veneridae. The record is from RefSeq and is a predicted model, not a curated record. The transcript has 10 exons. Bases 142 to 1902 code for a protein of 586 amino acids.
UACAUCCUUUCAAAUGACGCGAAAAACGUCUUUUGCGAAUUUGGCGCUAAAAUCUCGCGCGUCGUCAAAAUAUGUUUUACGUCACAUCCGUUGUAUUGGAGUUACAUCAGUAGAUAGACGUCGUUGGUCCAGGAGGGCACCAUGUAUCGCAGUGUAACAGAGUUUGACAUUGUCCGAGUGGCACCGCACGUGGAUCUCGUGCUCUUCGACAAUGUUAUUAGCUGUUACCCUUGCGACAAAGAUAUCACAGCCAAUUAUAGUCUUGGGCAAGAUGUAACGCCCUCAUCUUGGGAUUGGAUUGGGAUAUUUCGGAUGGACUGGCGCUACUUAGGUGAAUACAUGUCGUAUCGCUGGGCCCAAGCUCGUGGUCUAGACUGUACUGCACCAAGACGACGAGCAGUAGUCUUCCCAAAGAGCCUUCAUCAAAUCCCUGCCAAUGAUAAAGACCUCUAUCAGUUUCUGUACGUCUCACAUGGCAAUCACGUGGUUGGUGUGAGUGCGCCUUUCAAAAUCACAGAUGUAGAAGAACUGUCAGAUUUCUAUAUUGCUGCACUUUACAAAGAACCAUCUUCCGCACCGGAGAAACAACGCGCUAGAAAAGCAUGCGUUCCUCCAGUAUACGACACUUUCGAGAUCAUAAAUGACCUACCAUGCCCAUCACCACCAAAAAGACGUGCAAAGACAAAAGAAAAGGUCAUCGCAGUCUACCAUGACGUCAGCACACUCGCCAACAAAGGAAACUUUGAUUGGUUGCAGAAGUUCAAAUUUAUCGGUACCCAUCCAGUAGUACAGGAGUAUAACCAGUCAAGCAACCUUCCGCACAAUGAUACAAAACAACUCAAAGUUUUCGACAUAAAAUGGGCCAGGCGGCAGACACCUUCAGCUUCCUGUUCCGACAAACUUCCGAUCGCGAUAGAAUACCCAGUGUUUCAAAUGCUCAAAACUGGUCCAGAGGCAUUCCUGCUCUCCUUGCAAGGAACCGGAAACGAUUGUUCGAGUUGCCAGGUCGCAAAAACGCUUGUGCAAGACCUUGUUGAAAGAGACUUUUUGCAAGAAGAGAGAAUGCGUUACAUGAAACUGAAAAUGAAUGCAAUGUUGGAACUAAAAUCAAAACUUGAGGAGAACGACAGAGUUAGAUGUGUUGGUUUACUGGACUUGGCGCUCAGUCAAGUUCAAGAUGAUAACAAGUCUCUACGAAAACGUGUAGAAAACCUAGAGGGACUGCUGUUCGAGGCUCGAUCCCGGCUCAGGGAAAGAUCACAAACCGGAAGUAUUGUGACGAAAGUAUCAGACGACAGAUACGGAACUUGGAUUGUCAAAGAUCCAAAACGCAUAGCACGCAUAAAGAAAAUUGUAGGCAGACAGAGUAGGACGAUACAUUUGUUACAUAUGUGUAACGAAACCAAACAGGUACAGAUCAGUGGGCUACAGGAAGAGAACAAACGAUUGAGAAAACUUGUCCAGAAUGCCUUUAACACCAGUGACAAAUUCCGGGAACUUUCAGAGGAGUUGAAUCGCCGAAUCAAGAGCGUACUGGCAGAAAGAGCCAAAGAUCACACUAACGAAUGGAGGCAGUUUCUCCGUAACGUACAUGAAACAACAACACAGACGCCGACUGAGCAGAAAGAGGACAGAGGGACAUCACCAGAGAAUGUAAGCCCCAGUAGCACUAGCUGUAGCAAGGCAGGAAGUAGUAGUGAGCUUCGAACACCAGAGAGACAUCAACUGAGAAACAAGCAGAUAUCUAAGGUCCUCCGUACCGAGAAGCAGCAACGAUCAAAACUACACAAAGAACGAUAUCAAGCAGAGCAGUGCCCUACUUGUGGUCUCAAGUUUUCUAAAAAGACUGACCGUCGGGUCAUCGAGGAGCACAUUGUCUUUCAUGACAAAAUGAAAUGUUAAACGAUGCUCUGAUUACCUUUCCAAUCUCAUUAAUGGCCCCUACCCUCGCAAAUGUGACAAAAUGGACAAAAACUUUAGACACUACUGGCCGUAAGCGGAAACCAUUGUUUUUCGUCUUGAAAUCGUUUAAUAACAGUAGCUCACUAUUUUGACAGUUUUAUAUUUUAGUUCCUUUUUUUCUUUUGGAAAAGUAUACGGACACAUUGAACCAGCUUGUUUCUACUUUCUUCUUGUAAGAAACCAUUUACAAAUUCACUUUUUGUUACCUUUCUUUCAUUUCUGAAUGCUUUCUUUCCUUUCUGCAAUUUUAAAACUUAUCCGAAACAAGUUCUACAUUCCUUCAGAUUUUUGUAUAAUAUUCAGAAAGAUUCACAUUAUCACUCUGUAUGUAUCAACCCCACCAAUAAAAUUCUUUAAAAUAUA